Anguilla anguilla (European eel) is the source of this 1810-nucleotide messenger RNA. It is a transcript of the gene sox17, whose product is annotated as SRY-box transcription factor 17. Gene Ontology annotation, biological process: heart development; anatomical structure morphogenesis; positive regulation of transcription by RNA polymerase II. The transcript is spliced from 2 exons. Lineage: Eukaryota; Metazoa; Chordata; Actinopteri; Anguilliformes; Anguillidae. The record is from RefSeq and is a predicted model, not a curated record. The coding region runs from base 244 to 1419 and encodes 391 amino acids. Gene Ontology annotation, molecular function: RNA polymerase II cis-regulatory region sequence-specific DNA binding; DNA-binding transcription activator activity, RNA polymerase II-specific.
UACUACUGCCGGGGGAAAUCAUCCACUGGUUUUCUAUGCGUCGCAAGAGACUUCUACUAUUCAAAUAAAAUCGGUAUGAGUAGUUGACAGUUAUCUUGAGCCUUUUAAAACUGUUUUGUCUUAAUUUUUUAACUAGCUACGAGCAUUUGUUAACCGUAUUUUUACUGCAGGCUACGCGUUUUCCUUUUUCAAAUCAGACAAAAAAGUUGCUGUUCAGUCUCAGCAGCUUGGAGCUGGACAGAAAUGAGCAGUCCUGAUGCUGGGUAUGCAAGUGACGAUCAGACCCAGGCAAGGUGCGCGAUGUCAAUCAUGAUGCCUGGUAUUGGACACUGUCAGUGGACAGACCCGCUCAGUCCUUUGGGGGAAGCGAAGAUUAAAAGCGAAUCAUGUUCUACGGGCUCUGGGAAUCAAAACAGAGGGAAAAGCGAACCGCGGAUCCGUCGACCCAUGAAUGCGUUCAUGGUGUGGGCUAAGGAUGAACGCAAGCGUCUGGCACAACAGAACCCUGAUUUGCACAACGCGGAGUUGAGUAAAAUGUUAGGAAAAUCUUGGAAAGCACUGCCGGUCACCGAAAAGCGCCCGUUUGUGGAGGAGGCUGAGCGCCUGAGGGUACAGCACAUGCAGGACCAUCCCAAUUACAAGUACCGGCCCAGACGGAGGAAGCAGGUUAAGAGGAUCAAGAGGCUGGACUCUGGUUUCCUGGUGCACGGCGUGGCUGACCACCAGGGCUCAGGCCUGGGGAGCGACGGCCGGGUGUGUGUGGAAAGUCUGGGCGUGAACUACCACGAGCACAGCUACCAGGUCCCGAGCCAGCUGUCUCAGCUCGGCCACUACAGAGAGCCCCAGGGCAUGGGGGCCCACUUUGAGUCCUACAACCUGCCCACGCCUGACACCUCCCCCCUGGAUGUUGUGGAGAACGACUCCGUCUUUUUCCCUCCGCACGCCCAGGAAGACUGCCACAUGAUGCCCACGUAUGCGUACCACCCGCAGGCCGCCGCAGAGUAUGCCACCCAGGACCACCACGCCAACCCCCUGCUACACAGACAUCUGCCCCCAGCCGAGCAGGCAGGCCAGGCCGGGUCCUUGUCUGGUUACGUCGGCUGCCCAAACCCCCUGGCCAUGUACUACAGCCAGCACUGCAACUCUGGCAACCCCAAACGCCACCAGGGUGGACAGCUCUCGCCCCCACCCGACUCCCACUCCGCCGAGAAUGUGGAGCAGAUGCACCAGUCGGAGCUCCUGGGAGACGUGGACCGGAACGAGUUUGAGCAGUACCUGAACUCCUCCGUGAGGCCGGACCUCGCUGGCUUGUCUUUCGGCGGCCACGAGCCCAACAUGGCUGCUCCGGAGAGCCUCAUCUCCUCCGUCCUCUCUGAUGCCAGCACAGCCGUGUAUUACUGCAAUUACAACAAUGCAUAACUACUCCUUCCCCCCACACACUCUGUCUGGCUAGAAGAAAUGCAUCCAAAUUGUCAGUACUGUGCCAGUAUAUUAUUUACAUAAAACCACUCUGCCUCUGAAGCAAAAAUAGGCAGAAAUUAUUACUUAAUGUGUGUGUUUUUACAAAUGACGGAAGUUUAAAAAUGAAAUGUCUCACCAUAAAGUCAACCCCGAAAGCAUUGGAAUGAAAUGUACACAUACUUCGCCCAUUUGGCUGCUUAUUUGCAUUAAAAUCUCUCAAAAAUACAGGAAAUCUGUAAAUAACUUUUUGAUUAUGAAACAAAUGUACAGUUUAGUAUUUGUAAGGUGUAUGUAUAGGUGUUUUAUACUUUUGCACUUUUGAAAAUAAAAACAUGAAUUGAAAAAGCUA